This is a messenger RNA of Oncorhynchus masou masou (cherry salmon), 603 nucleotides long. Its product is annotated as small proline-rich protein 3-like. The record is from RefSeq and is a predicted model, not a curated record. The transcript has a single exon. Bases 1 to 603 code for a protein of 200 amino acids. Lineage: Eukaryota; Metazoa; Chordata; Actinopteri; Salmoniformes; Salmonidae.
AUGGUCCUCAUACCUGACCCUACCAUGGUCUUCAUACCUGACCCUACCAUGAUCACCAUACCUGACCCUACCAUGAUCACCAUACCUGACCCUAUCAUGGUCUUCAUACCUGACCCUACCAAGGUCCUCAUACCUGACCCUACCAUGGUCCUCAUACCUGACCCUACCAUGGUCUUCAUACCUGACCCUACCAAGGUCCUCAUACCUGACCCUACCAUGGUCCUCAUACCUGACCCUACCAUGGUCCUCAUACCUGACCCUACCAUGGUCCUCAUACCUGACCCUACCAUGGUCCUCAUACCUGACCCUACCAUGGUCCUCAUACCUGACCCUACCAUGAUCACCAUACCUGACCCUACCAUGGUCCUCAUACCUGACCCUACCAUGGUCCUCAUACCUGACCCUACCAUGGUCCUCAUACCUGACCCUACCAUGGUUCUCAUACCUGACCCUACCAUGACCCUCAUGGUCCUCAUACCUGACCCUACCAUGGUCCUCAUACCUGACCCUACCAUGAUCACCAUACCUGACCCUACCAUGGUCCUCACCCUACCAUACCUGACCCUACCAUGGUCUUCAUCUGACCCUACCAUGAUAUACUGA